AUGGAUAAUAUUCGUUUACGUUCGAUUAUUUUAAAUUUGCAAGAUCGUCUUUCCAAUGAUGAUCGAAAACGCCUUCAUUUUUAUCUCGGUCAUGAUGUUCCACGACGCAUUCGAGAUGAUCCAACACUUGGUGGAACUCUUGCUCUAAUGGAUUCUCUUUUCGAUCAAGACAAAAUUAAUGAACAAGACUUUACUUAUCUAAUCAAAACUUUCGACGAAAUUCGUUGUUUCGACGCCGUGAAAUUAUUGAAAGACAAAAUUAAUGAACAAGACUUUACUUAUCUAAUCAAAACUUUCGACGAAAUUCGUUGUUUCGACGCCGUGAAAUUAUUGAAAGAUCAUUUGAGACAAAAUCGUGAAAAUAAUUUAAGCCAAUCCAUGCAAAGUCUAUCAUUGAUAAUGCCACCUCUUUUUCAAACAUUGACUGCAGACCAAGAAGAAGAAGACGAUAAAUUAGGUGUUCAUCCCGAUUACAUUCAUCUACAAAAUUUUCCAGAUAAUCAUCAGACGACAAUUAACAAUCCUCAGAUGCAUAGAAAUGAUUAUAAGACUCAACAGAGUUUGUUUACAAGAUUGAAAAGAAGCACAUUGUUUAAAAAAUGUUUAUUUCUACUUAUUGUUCUACUUUUAAUAUUUUGGACUCAGUGUGAAGUCUAUCGAUUGAAGAACAAUUCGAAAUCGUUUCAAACACGAUUACAACGUCUCGAGAAUCAAAUGUGUUCAAAAAGAAUAAGAUUGAAAAAAUGGAAACAAGAUGCACAAAUCGUAGCAGGAGGAAAUGGAGAUGGAAACAAAUUAAAUCAACUUUAUAGGCCUCUUGGAAUUUCUAUUGACAAACAUCAAAACCUUUUUAUAGCAGAUUUCCGAAAUAAUCGAAUAGUGAAAUGGAAACUUGGUGAAAGUCAAGGACAAAUUAUUGCAGGUGGAAAUGGAACUGAUCAAUUGGAUAAACCAACAGAUGUUAUUAUAAAUGAACAAAACAAUUCGCUGAUCAUUGCUGAUCGAGGAAAAAGACGAGUGAUUCAGUGGUUUAGUGAAAAUCAACAAGAAAUUCUCAUUGAGAAUAUUCUGUGCUAUGGUUUAAAGAAAGAUAAUUUCGGAUUUCUGUACGUUUCAGAUUGGGAGAAACAUGAAGUGAGGAAAUGGAAAUUUGGAGAAAUGAAAGAAAAAGAAGGAACAUUAGUGGCUGGUGGAAAUGGUCAAGGAAAUAAUCUUACUCAAUUCAAUGAACCUCAUUUUAUUUCUGUUGAUGACGAACAAUCGGUUUAUGUCUCUGAUUGGAAGAACCAUCGUGUAAUGAAAUGGAGAAAAGAUGCAAAGGAAGGAAUUGUUGUUGCCGGGGGACACGGUCAGGGAAAGAAUCUGAACCAGUUGAAUCAUCCUCAAGGCAUAAUUGUCGAUGAUUUUGGUCACGUCUAUGUUGCAGAUAGUCACAAUUAUCGAAUCAUGCGUUGGCGUGAAGGAAGUACAGAAGGUGAGAUCGUUGUUGAUGGAAACGAAAAAAGACAAAAAUCAAAUCAAUUGUCUGAUUCUCAUGGUUUAUCAUUCGACGUGGAAGGAAAUCUUUAUGUUGCUGACUAUAAGAAUUCACGAGUCGAAAGAUUUGAUAUAGAUCGUGAAUAA
This is a messenger RNA of Adineta ricciae, 1623 nucleotides long. The record is from the annotation of a GenBank genome assembly. NCBI's taxonomy places the organism in Eukaryota, Metazoa, Rotifera, Eurotatoria, Adinetida, Adinetidae.